Gorilla gorilla gorilla (western lowland gorilla) is the source of this 3683-nucleotide messenger RNA. RefSeq names its product coiled-coil domain containing 33 (gene CCDC33). The record is from RefSeq and is a predicted model, not a curated record. The coding region runs from base 386 to 2710 and encodes 774 amino acids. Lineage: Eukaryota; Metazoa; Chordata; Mammalia; Primates; Hominidae. The transcript has 19 exons. Gene Ontology annotation, cellular component: peroxisome.
CAGGCCUGGGCAGAGACAGGGCCCCCCUGCCCCAUCUCUCCACCGUCCCAGGGGUGCCAAGAGUCAACUGCCUCAUUGCUGACCCUGUCCAGCUGGCCAUGGCCCUCAACCCCCAAGGCCCUUCCACCCACAGACCAUCUCACUGCUGAGAGAUCCAGGACCUGCUCCCACCUGGCCACCCUCCCCCUCCCCCCACAUCCAGGCCCCAGGGCUGGUGUGUGGCACCCCUGAGACCACAUUGACCUCCAUACUGUCUACUACCCAUAAGGACUCCAAGACUCCCAGGCCAGCUGUCUGGGCAGGACUGAUGCCUGAUCACCCACUAAUACCAAGUGCUCAUCUCCAAGAUUGUUAAACAAGGCCAGACACUCCUGGCCUCAAGAGGAUGGGACUGAAAAACAAAAAGAACACUGAAGACCCAGAGGAGCCCCUGAUCGCCUCCCAGAGCACGGAACCUGAGAUCUGUCACCUGUCUCCCUCUAGGAAGGAGACCAUCAUGGUCACCCUCCAUGGGGCUACCAACCUGCCUGCCUGCAAGGAUGGCUCCGAGCCGUGGCCCUAUGUGGUGGUGAAAAGCACAUCUGAGGAAAAGAACAAUCAGAGCUCCAAGGCAGUCACAUCUGUGACCUCAGAGCCCACCAGAGCCCCUAUCUGGGGGGACACGGUGAAUGUGGAGAUCCAAGCUGAGGAUGCAGGGCAAGAAGAUGUGAUCCUCAAGGUGGUGGACAACAGAAAGAAACAGGAGUUGUUGUCCUACAAAAUCCCCAUCAAGUACCUGCGUGUCUUCCACCCCUACCACUUUGAGCUGGUGAAGCCCACUGAGUCUGGGAAAGCCGAUGAAGCCACUGCCAAGACCCAGUUGUACGCAACAGUCGUUCGGAAGAGCAGCUUCAUCCCCCACUACAUCGGCUGCAACCACAUGGCUCUGGAGAUCUUUCUCCGGGGAGUCAACGAGCCCCUGGCCAACAACCCCAACCCCAUAGUGGUGAUUGCCCGGGUGGUUCCCAACUACAAGGAAUUUAAGGUCAGCCAGGCCAACAGGGACCUGGCCUCUGUGGGGCUGCCCAUCACCCCACUGUCUUUCCCUAUCCCGUCCGUGAUGAACUUUGACGUGCCUCGCGUCAGCCAGAACGGAUGCCCUCAGCUGUCCAAGCCUGGGGGACCCCCAGAGCAGCCCCUGUGGAAUCAGUCCUUCCUCUUCCAAGGCCGAGAUGGAGCUACCAACUUCUCAGAAGACACAGCCCUGGUGCUGGAGUACUACUCCUCAACUUCAAUGAAAGGCAGCCAGCCGUGGACCCUCAACCAGCCCCUGGGCAUCUCUGUGUUGCCACUAAAGAGCCGUUUGUACCAGAAGAUGCUGACAGGGAAAGGCUUGGACGGGCUUCACGUGGAGCGGCUCCCCAUCAUGGACACCAGCCUGAAAACUAUCAAUGAUGAGGCCCCCACAGUGGAUCUCUCCUUCCAGCUGCUUUCCUCUGAGAGACCAGAAAACUUCUUGACACCAAACAACAGCAAGGCUCUUCCUACCUUGGACCCCAAGAUCCUGGAUGAGAAGCUGAGAACCAUCCAAGAGUCCUGGUCCAAGGACACAGUGAGCUCCACAAUGGACUUGAGCACGUCCACUCCACGAGAAGCAGAGGAGGAACCUCUGGUGCCUGAGAUGUCCCGUGACACAGAGAUUAACAACUACCGGCGGGCCAUGCAGAAGAUGGCAGAGGACAUCCUGUCUCUGCGGAGACAGGCCAGCAUCCUGGAAGGAGAGAACCGCAUACUGAGGAGCCGCCUGGCCCAGCAGGAGGAGGAAGAGGGGCAGGGCAAAGCCAGUGAGGCCCAGAACGCGGUGUCCAUGAAGCAGAAACUGCUGCUGAGUGAGCUGGAUAUGAAGAAACUGAGGGACAGGGUGCAGCAUUUGCAGAAUGAGCUGAUUCGAAAGAAUGAUCGAGAGAAGGAGCUGCUCCUUCUGUAUCAGGCCCAGCAGCCACAGGCCGCUCUGCUGAAGCAGUACCAGGGCAAGCUGCAGAAGAUGAAGGCGCUGGAGGAGACUGUGCGGCACCAAGAGAAGGUGAUCGAGAAGAUGGAGCGGGUGCUGGAGGACAGACUGCAGGACAGGAGCAAGCCCCCUCCUCUGAACAGGCAGCAGGGAAAGCCCUACACGGGCUUCCCUGUGCUCUCAGCCUCUGGCCUUCCCUUGGGUUCUAUGGGAGAGAACCUGCCGGUUGAACUUUACUCGGUGCUGCUGGCAGAAAACGCAAAGCUGCGGACGGAGCUGGAUAAGAACCGCCACCAGCAGGCCCCCAUCAUUCUGCAGCAACAGGCCCUGCCGGUGGACCCCAGGGAGUUGGGAGCAGGAGGAGACUUGACAGAGAGGCUGCGAGAGACGCAUGGCCCAGGCCACUCAGAGUGCACAGAGACCCUGCCCGCACAGGAUCUCCUCUCUGGUACUUCAGACAAGUUCAACCUCCUGGCCAAGCUGGAACACGCUCAGAGCCGGAUCCUGUCCCUGGAAAGCCAGUUAGAGGACUCAGCUCGACGCUGGGGACGAGAGAAGCAGGAUCUGGCCACACGGCUGCAGGAGCAAGAAAAAGGUUUCAGGCACCCCUCGAACUCCAUCAUCAUAGAACAGCCUGUGAGUGACCCCCCUGGAGUAGCUCCCAGGGGUCCAGGUGGUGGAGCAGGAAGCCACCGCACCCCCAAAGUCACUGGGCCCUGAGAAAAGCCAUUGUGGAGCCAACUCCAGGGCUGGGGGUCAGGAGUCCUAGGCUCCCACUCCUGCUCCGUUACCAACUGAAGGCUCGGUCUUAAUUCCCCCACCUGUCUAAGGGGAACAGAAAACCCCUGCCAAGACUACCCUUUCCCCCACGGGGUGCUGUGAAACUCAAGGAGAUGACUGUGGAUGAGGGGGCCAUGCAGGCAUCUCCAGGAUGCCCUGACACUGAGUGUGCUUUAGGACUGGCUGCGCUCAUGGGCAGAGUAGCUUGUGGCCCCACCCCCCUGAAUCCAUAGAGCCUAAGAUUCUCAAAUUAGCACACCCUUCUCAGAUGGCCACGAUGUAGGCUCCACUUUGCCAACUUCCCGAGAACAAACAGGCCUGCUCACAACUGCCCCUCAAGUUCAACCCUGGGACCGCCCAGCCCCGCAAAGCAAAGACCCUGACUUCUCCUGCUCUUGAGCCAGCUGUGCUUUGCCCGUGGCCAGAAGCUCAGCAGCGGCUCCUGGGAAAGGCCUGGAAAGGAUGAGGGAACAGGCAAGGAACAAAGGCAACCUUUGCACACUCACCUGAGCCCUGGGGACUCUUGGAGAAAUUAGGUGUCACCUGCUGUGGCAAAAUGGGUUUAGAAAUCUUUGCGAGGUCAUGGCCCACUGGGUUCUGGAUACUCUGAGGCCUGGUUUGUCAGGCAAUAUGCCCUUGAGCAGGUCACCCCCUGGGAAUGGGGGGUACUCAUGCACCCCGCUUUGCAUACCACAGAGUGCCCUCACCCACUCCACGGACCUCAAGCAGCCCUCAGAGCUGGAGCCCCUGCUGCCCAGCUCAGACUCUAAGCUCAGCAAGCCCUCGAACCCCCAGAAGGAGACCGCUAACUCUCAGCAGACCUGAGCCCUGGAGCAGGCCUCCUUCCCUGUGUGCUGGGGAGUCUCAUCCCCGCCCCCUAAAAAUGACGUUAUUAAAUGUUGUAGCUCUGUGA